Dictyostelium purpureum is the source of this 543-nucleotide messenger RNA. RefSeq lists its product as uncharacterized. The record is from RefSeq and is a predicted model, not a curated record. Gene Ontology annotation, cellular component: actin cytoskeleton; Arp2/3 protein complex. Gene Ontology annotation, molecular function: actin filament binding; structural constituent of cytoskeleton. NCBI's taxonomy places the organism in Eukaryota, Evosea, Eumycetozoa, Dictyosteliales, Dictyosteliaceae. Bases 1 to 543 code for a protein of 180 amino acids. The transcript has 2 exons. Gene Ontology annotation, biological process: actin filament polymerization; Arp2/3 complex-mediated actin nucleation.
AUGUUAUUAUUAGAAACCCACAACAGAAUUUUAUAUGAUGAAGUUAUUUCACACUUCAAUUCAGACAGAAGAGUAAACAAUGUCUUUGCCGAUUUCGACGGUGUUAAAUUCAAUGUUUUCACUGCAGAAGAUAAAUCAACACUCACUGUUUCAAUGUCAAUUAAAGCUGCUGCUGAUCUCAUGAAACAUGGUGGCGCCCCAUUAUUAAAGAGUAUCUAUGGUGAAAUGCUUCAAGCUAGACCAGAACCAGGUUAUGAUGUUACUUUAGUUAUCCCAACUUCAUUUUCUGGUAAUAAAGAGGAAUUGGCUAAAAAAGUCAGUUUAUUAAAGAGACAUUUAGUUGCUGCUCCAUUUUUAAUGGUAUUCGAAGGUAUUGAAGCCAAAAAACCACUUCCAGAUAUUAUUUCAAUUGAUUACCGUAGUGAUGAAAGUUUCUACUUAAAACCACAAGGUGAUAAUGUCACUGUUAUUUUUGAUAUUGCCUUCAAAGAUGCUGAUGAUGUUGUUUUAUCAAAGAUUUUCUUACAAGUAAAUAUUUUAUAA